Symbiodinium sp. CCMP2592 is the source of this 570-nucleotide messenger RNA. NCBI's taxonomy places the organism in Eukaryota, Dinophyceae, Suessiales, Symbiodiniaceae. The record is from the annotation of a GenBank genome assembly.
AUGCAUCGAGCUCCUCGCCGCUGGUCCUCGCCUCUCGUGAGUUGCUGCCUCACCCAAGUCGCUGUUGGCAGAGGCUCCAGCUGGUCUGCAGCUGUUUGCCACCUCAAGGUCAUGCCUCUGUUGGGUCGUAUCGUGCCACGAAAGCCGCGGAAGGCGCCAAGCCUUGUCUUGAAGGUGCCUUCACGUCCCUGCACCAGGCCUUCGAAGAGGAGCUGCGCUUUCCUUCGCCAAGAUGGGCCUUCAUUACUUCGCACGCUGCCCCGCACGGUAGGUCUGGCCCUUGCAAGCGUGGCCAGCAGUAGGACACGGCCGGCGCCGCCGCCGUCAAAGUAUUUCCUUCCUUUCCUCAAGAGAGAUCAGAAGACUACAGUCAAACGCUUGCACAUCGCGGACAACUGCCACGAUGUGCGCCAUUUGCUCGAUGCGAUGCUGGCGGGCUCUCGUCCCAGCUUCAUUCCGGCUUCGGGGCAGGCCCCUAGCAGAGAACAGGUGUCGAAGUUCCGCUGUCAGAGGUUUGGAAGCUGUCCGAUGACGGCCCGUCGAAUCUCCAAGGUGUCUCCUCCAGGCUAG